CUUUUCUUUUUUACUAAUAUUUUCUUUGUCAUUUCUCGGAAGUUUACUUGUUAAGAAUUUUCAACUGUUAUCGAGUCAUAUUAAAGCAUACUCUGUAUAUAUAAGAUAUUAAAGCAUACACUCUUGUCUAUAUAUAUAAUAUAUAUUUUUUUGUUGUUAAAUUUCUUGGGGAAACAUGGUCAUAGUUCAUAGCUAUCAAAAAAUAGCAAACUGAGCUAAAAAAUUGAUAGUUUCUCAUUCUGGGCAUUACUGGAUUUCGCUCUGUAAGGAUAUCAGAAAAACUAAGGGAAAAAGAGAGAGAAGAAAAGGGAGGAAGAACAAGAAGAAGAAAGAAGGAUAUCGAUGUGAAAACAAAACAAGGAAUACAAUAAGGAUCUUUAUUGAUUCCAAAGUUCGACACCAAUAUGUCUUCUUCAUCUUGGAUCACAUCAGUUUCUUGUUCAUCAUCUUCUGUGAUUCAAUCCUCAGAGGUCUCGACUGUAUUUCAAUGGCUUAGAUUCAUUUUCCUCUCUCCUUGUCCUCAGAGAGCUCUGUCAUCUUUGUUAAACCUCCUUUUCUUGCUUACCCUUUUGGUGUUUGCAAUCCAAAAGCUAUUCUCGAGGUUCAUUUCCAAUGACCAACGCAGUACGAGUCUCAACAAGCCUCUCAUAACAAGUAACCGAGCUCAUCUCAGAACCGGUCUUUGGUUCAAACUUUCAGUCUCUUUGACUGGUCUAUUAUCACUUUGUUACACUGUUUUAUGUAUCAUAACAUUCACUAAGAGUAGUCAAUCGCCAUGGAAGAUGUUAGAUGGUUUGUUCUGGCUAUUUCAGGCCAUAACUCAAGCAAUCAUAACAAUCUUAAUCCUCCAUGAGAAGAGGUUUCAAGCUGUUACACACCCUUUAUCGCUUAGAAUUUUUUGGGUGGCAAACUUCAUUGUCGUUUCGUUGUUUUCUGCUUCUGGGAUUAUUCGUUUAUCAUCUGUUCGAGAAACCCAGGUUUCAGAUUUGCUUUUGGACGAUAUACUUUCCAUAGUAUCUUUGCCUCUGUCGCUUGUUCUUCUCGUUGCCGCCAUUAAAGGGUCAACUGGGAUUUCAGUGAACAGUGAAACAGAGUCAGGAAUGGACGUAGAACCGGAAAUAUGCCAACCCCUUUUGAAUAAAACCAGCAACGUGAGUGGUUUCGCUUCAGCUUCCAUAGUUUCCAAGGCGUUUUGGAUAUGGAUGAAUCCCCUUCUUAGAAAAGGUUACAAAUUGCCUUUGAAACUUGACGAAGUCCCGACUCUUUCCCCAGAACACAGAGCCGAGAGAAUGUCAAAGCUCUUCGAAUCAAAGUGGCCUAAACCAGAAGAAAAGUCAAAUCACCCAGUUCGAACCACACUCCUCCGGUGCUUCCGGGGGGAGUUGGCGUUCACGGCUUCCCUCGCCGUAAUCCGUCUCUGUGUCAUGUUCGUGGGACCUGUUUUAAUACAAAGGUUUGUCGAUUUCACCUCAGGGAAGGGAAGCUCCAUAUAUGAAGGAUACUACUUAGUUUUGAUUCUUCUUCUUGCGAAAUUUGUUGAGGUUUUGACCACUCACCAAUUUAACUUCAACUCUCAGAAGCUUGGAAUGCUCAUUCGUUCUACUCUCAUUACUUCAUUGUACAAGAAAGGGCUUAGAUUGACCUGCUCGGCUCGGCAGGCUCAUGGAGUUGGACAGAUAGUGAAUUACAUGGCUGUUGAUGCUCAACAGCUCUCUGAUAUGAUGUUGCAGCUGCACUCAAUUUGGCUUACUCCUUUCCAGGUCCUUGUAGCCCUGGUUCUACUGUACAACUACCUUGGAGCUUCAGUAAUCACUGCCGUUGCAGGAAUUGCUGGUGUUUUGCUGUUUGUCAUAUUUGGCACCAGAAGAAACAACAGGUUUCAGUUCAGUUUGAUGAAAAACCGCGAUUCGAGAAUGAAGGCGACGAAUGAGAUGCUUAAUUACAUGAGGGUAAUCAAGUUCCAGGCGUGGGAGGAACACUUCAAUCAAAGGAUUCAGUCUUUUCGUGACUCGGAGUUUGGAUGGCUGUCCAAGUUUAUGUACUCAAUUUCUGGCAAUAUUAUAGUCAUGUGGAGCACUCCUUUGCUGAUAUCAACUCUCACAUUCGGUACUGCCAUUCUCCUUGGCAUCCCGCUUGAUGCAGGGACUGUGUUCACUACUACUACCAUCUUCAAGAUAUUGCAAGAGCCGAUCAGGACUUUCCCACAAUCAAUGAUUUCGCUUUCUCAGGCCAUGAUCUCGCUCGGGAGAUUGGAUCGCUUCAUGGUUAGCAAGGAACUGAUGGAAGAAUGUGUUGAGAGAGAGGAGGGAUGUGAUGGUAGAACUGCUGUGGAGAUUGAAGAUGGAGCGUUUAGCUGGGAUGAUGAGACUGGAGAAAGGGUUUUGAAGAAUAUAAACGUGACAGUCAAUAAAGGGCAGUUGACGGCUAUAGUUGGGACAGUGGGAUCCGGAAAGUCUUCUCUCCUGUCUUCAAUUCUUGGUGAAAUGCAUAGACUCUCAGGAAAGGUACGAGUUUGUGGGACAACUGCAUAUGUAGCUCAAACAUCAUGGAUUCAGAAUGGAACCAUUGAAGAAAACAUCCUAUUUGGUUUGCCAAUGGACAGAAGGAGAUAUAAUGAAGUGAUUAAGGUUUGUUGUUUGAAGAAAGACUUGGAAAUGAUGGAGUACGGAGAUCAAACCGAGAUAGGUGAGCGUGGGAUCAACCUUAGUGGUGGCCAAAAGCAGCGGAUACAGCUUGCCAGGGCUGUCUAUCAAGACUGUGAUAUCUAUCUUCUUGAUGAUGUCUUUAGUGCUGUUGAUGCUCAUACUGGUUCUGAUAUCUUCAAGGAAUGUGUAAGGGGAGCGCUCAAGCACAAGACUAUUAUACUUGUAACUCAUCAAGUGGACUUCUUGCAUAAUGUUGAUCUUAUCAUGGUUAUGAGAGAUGGCAUGAUAGUUCAAUCAGGAAGAUACAAUGAUCUGCAAGAAUCAGGCACAGAUUUUGGAGCACUUGUAGCAGCCCACGAAACCUCCAUGGAGCUUGUAGAUGUUGGCUCCACCUCGCACAGUGAAAAUUCCCCUAAACCAAAGAAGCCUCUUCUACCCUCUGCUAACCAUGGGGAGGCCAAUGGUGAAAACCACACUGCUGACCAACUGAAACCUGAUGAGGGAAGUUCCAAGCUCAUCAAAGACGAGGAGAGAGAGACUGGAAAAGUGGGCCUUCAUGUCUACAAAGUUUACUGCACUGAAGCUUAUGGAUGGUCGGGUGUAGCUGUGGUUGUUCUGCUCUCCCUUGCGUGGCAAGGAUCGAUGAUGGCUGCUGAUUACUGGCUGGCCUAUGAAACAUCAGAAGAGCGUGCCAUGUUGUUUAAUCCUUCCCUUUUUAUUUCCGUUUAUGGCAUUAUAGCUCUCAUUUCCAUAGUGCUGGUGACACUAAGAGCCUUCUCUUGCACCAUUUUGGGGCUUAAGACAGCUCAGAUUUUCUUUUCACAAAUUCUUCACAGCAUCUUACACGCCCCCAUGUCGUUUUUUGAUACUACACCUUCUGGAAGAAUUCUAAGUCGGGCUUCGACUGAUCAAACCAAUAUUGAUAUCUUCCUUCCCUUCAUUCUGGGAAUUGCCGUAUCUAUGUACGUUACACUUCUCAGCAUAUUCAUCAUCACAUGUCAAUAUGCCUGGCCAACAGUAUUCUUAAUCAUUCCCCUUAUAUUGCUGAAUAUAUGGUAUAGGGGUUAUUACCUCGCAUCAUCUCGUGAAUUGACUCGUCUAGAUUCAAUCACAAAAGCACCUGUAAUUCACCAUUUCUCAGAGAGCAUAUCCGGGGUCAUGACUAUUAGAGCUUUUCGAAAACAGGGGAGCUUCUCCAAUGAAAACCUCAGAAGGGUGAACGCCAAUCUGCGUAUGGAUUUCCACAACAACGGAUCAAAUGAGUGGUUGGGUUUCCGAUUAGAGCUACUAGGGAGCUUCAUCUUGUGUUUGUCUACUCUCUUCAUGGUCUUACUACCAAGCAGUGUUAUAAAACCAGAGAACGUUGGUCUAUCUCUUUCGUACGGGUUGUCCCUUAAUGGUGUCAUGUUCUGGGCCAUCUACAUGAGUUGCUUCGUGGAGAACAAAAUGGUCUCCGUUGAGAGAGUGAAACAGUUCACUAACAUUCCAUCCGAAGCAGAAUGGAGAAUCAAAGACCGUCUUCCUCCUCCAAAUUGGCCUGCACAUGGCAACGUUCACCUCAAAGACUUGCAGGUCCGGUAUCGACCGAACACGCCUUUGGUUCUUAAAGGGAUCACUCUAAGCAUCAAUGGCGGAGAGAAGGUGGGUGUGGUUGGACGAACAGGGAGCGGUAAAUCGACGUUGAUACAAGUGUUCUUCAGGCUGGUGGAGCCUACGGGAGGUAGAGUAAUCAUCGAUGACAUUGACAUUAGCGUUCUGGGACUUCAUGAUCUUAGGUCUCGAUUUGGGAUUAUACCUCAAGAACCAGUUCUCUUUGAGGGUACUGUCAGAACCAAUAUCGACCCUGUAGGAGAUUACUCUGAUGAAGAAAUAUGGAAGAGCCUAGAAAGAUGCCAACUCAAGGACGUGGUGGCUUCCAAACCAGAAAAACUAGAUUCUCCAGUGGUCGAUAAUGGAGAUAACUGGAGUGUGGGACAAAGACAGCUUCUCUGCCUGGGCCGGGUCAUGCUUAAGCGCAGCCGCUUAUUGUUCAUGGACGAGGCCACAGCCUCUGUCGAUUCCCAAACCGACGCCGUAAUUCAAAGAAUCAUCCGAGAGGAUUUCGCAACAUGUACCAUCAUCAGCAUUGCUCAUAGAAUCCCCACCGUCAUGGACUGUGAUAGAGUAUUGGUCGUUGAUGCAGGACUGGCGAAAGAAUUUGACAAACCGUCUCGGUUGAUUGAGAGGCCUUCGCUUUUCGGAGCGUUGGUUCAAGAAUAUGCCAAUCGCUCAUCGGGGCUGUGAUUAUGAAUUUAUGAUAACACUAAUUCUACCUUCCUCAGAUUGUCUAGUGACUGUUAUUUUUGCUUUCUCUUACAGAGGAAAAAGGCACCCCAUUAUCUCAAUUCGUAGACUUUGUAAUGUCCUACUUGGUAAUGCAAGUUAGCUGUUAGUGAAUUAUAUA
This is a messenger RNA of Humulus lupulus (European hop), 5088 nucleotides long. RefSeq names its product ABC transporter C family member 4-like. Lineage: Eukaryota; Viridiplantae; Streptophyta; Magnoliopsida; Rosales; Cannabaceae. Gene Ontology annotation, biological process: transmembrane transport. Gene Ontology annotation, cellular component: plant-type vacuole; vacuolar membrane. The record is from RefSeq and is a predicted model, not a curated record. The transcript has 12 exons. Gene Ontology annotation, molecular function: ABC-type transporter activity; ATP hydrolysis activity; ATP binding. The coding region runs from base 405 to 4928 and encodes 1507 amino acids.